AUGAAGUCAUCGAUCGCAAGGACUGAGAAAUUUGGGGAAAAAUUCAAUCUUGGAUUCAAUCCCUUUUAUUCGAUUUGCUGGAUUGAGUCCGGGAUUGAGUCCGGGAUUAAAUACGGGAUUGAGUACAGGAUUGAAUCUGGGAUUGAGUCCGGGAUUGAGUGUUCUGCCAGUGGCUUCCGGUGGUAUUCACGUUUGGCAUAUGCCUGCUCUGACCCUCUUUCCCGAAGAGAGCUCCAACCAAUAGAUGAGAUUAAAGACGCUAACAUAACAGGGGCUGGAGACAUAUCUUUAUUUAAGAACCAAGAACGGGAUAUUCGCAUUAGCGGAAGGGAGGAGAGCGAAGAGAUGAKCACUUUUCAAGCAGCUUUCCUUAACGAAGUCAUCUAUGUGACCAAUGCACGCUUCAAAGAAAGCAGGGAUGCUCGCCCUUGUCGGGGGGUCGAUCUUGAUUUUAUUACUCAGGGUGCUUCAGAUCAGGUUCUUGAGCUGAACAUGCUUCGGGACAUCGACCCUAUGGUCAGAAUCUUCAAUCUGGAAGCUCGGGACCCUAUGGAUGAAGACAUGGUCUCUUUGGAUCCCAUUGAAUUUCAUUCGGAGGAGGAACCUUAUAAAGAUCGUAUUGAUUCUUAUCAAAGAAACACAGGAUUAACCUCUCAUUAG
Momordica charantia (bitter melon) is the source of this 660-nucleotide messenger RNA. The record is from RefSeq and is a predicted model, not a curated record. NCBI's taxonomy places the organism in Eukaryota, Viridiplantae, Streptophyta, Magnoliopsida, Cucurbitales, Cucurbitaceae.